AUGGAGGUAAAAUCUUCAGGAUACAGAGAUUUUGUGUGGGCAGUUAAUCUACAUCGUUUAGGUUUCGAAAUAAUGGGCUUGUGGCCUAAACCUGACAAAUGUUCCGAGAAAAGUUUGUGGCCAAAAAUUCGAGUUGGAAUUAUUGUUAUUUUAUUAAUAUUUGUUUCUAAUAUUCCAAUGAUAUGUGCAGUGAAGCGUGUUUGGGGUGAUAUGGUACUUGUAAUAGACAAUCUACAGACAACAUUACCCCUGUUGAUAGUAUCGAUGAAAUAUAUUAUCUUACAACGGAAACAAAGAGAUGUUUUGUCAAUUGUAAAUAUGAUGGCGGAAGAUUGGAUAGCAUUCAAGCUGAAUAAAGAAAGAAAUGUGAUGAUAAAACGAGCACGAACAGCACGAUUCAUUGUGAUAAUUGGAUAUGUUUUUGCGUUAAUAGGGUUUUUUACAAUAACCAUCGCACCUUAUUUUGACAUUCAAGCAACGUACGUAGGAAAUUCCACGGAUCGACGCAAACUGUUACCAAUAGAGACGUAUCACUUUUAUGAUACAAAUAAGAGUCCACAGUUCGAGUUGACAUAUCUUGUCCAAGUCAUAACACUUUCUCUAGCAGGUGUAAUUUAUACAUUAAUAGAUGCUUUUCUUGGGCUUGUAAUUUUUCACAUUUGUGGUCAGUUAGAAAAUUUUAGAUACCGAUUAAUUAAUUUACCUUCAUGCAAAAAUUUCAACAAAGUUUUAAACAACAUCAUAUCGACCCAUUUACGUCUUAUCAGGUAA
Wasmannia auropunctata (little fire ant) is the source of this 771-nucleotide messenger RNA. RefSeq lists its product as uncharacterized. Gene Ontology annotation, molecular function: odorant binding; olfactory receptor activity. The record is from RefSeq and is a predicted model, not a curated record. The coding region runs from base 1 to 771 and encodes 256 amino acids. The transcript has 3 exons. NCBI's taxonomy places the organism in Eukaryota, Metazoa, Arthropoda, Insecta, Hymenoptera, Formicidae. Gene Ontology annotation, cellular component: plasma membrane. Gene Ontology annotation, biological process: sensory perception of smell; detection of chemical stimulus involved in sensory perception of smell.